Messenger RNA from Fundulus heteroclitus (mummichog), 2477 nucleotides. RefSeq names its product monoacylglycerol O-acyltransferase 3b (gene mogat3b). Lineage: Eukaryota; Metazoa; Chordata; Actinopteri; Cyprinodontiformes; Fundulidae. Gene Ontology annotation, biological process: triglyceride biosynthetic process. The record is from RefSeq and is a predicted model, not a curated record. Bases 474 to 1454 code for a protein of 326 amino acids. Gene Ontology annotation, molecular function: diacylglycerol O-acyltransferase activity. The transcript has 8 exons. Gene Ontology annotation, cellular component: endoplasmic reticulum membrane.
UGUAAUAUUUUGUCAGAAACUAACGCUGGUUUAUGAGAGCUCUACCUUCUUUUGGCAUUUCACUAAUCAAGUCGUUUAACAGCAGAGAACAGUUUUAUUUCUACAGCGGUGUGAUCUGGGUAGGAUUCUUUCACGCUGAGUGAUACGAGCUGAACAGGUCGCCUUGUAAUCUUUCCUAUCACUAUAGGGUGACCUACCGGUGUAAAGUAUCUCUAAUCUAAUCAUAAAAACCUUUCAUGUUCCUGAUGAGUCUCCACGGAUCCAAAAAAUACAAAGUACCAAACUAUAAAUCUUGGCUAUGUUUAUCUCAGACACAGCGUGCAUGUCAAAGUAUCGGGGGGGUUGGAUUUGUUAUCAGCAGCCCUCUCAGUAGGCGCUCUGGUCAAAGUGCACCGCGGUGAACAGUGUGUGGCAGCACUGCACGCUCAUCCAUUUAAAUUGGCCUCGGGAUAACCUCCGCUAAGGUCGCAAGGAUGACGAAAGAAAAAAGCCAGCUGAAGGAGUUUGUAGAGGCUGUAAGCGUUCUGCAGUGGGUGCUGAGCUUUCUCUUCUUAGGAGUGGCUUGCAUUAUCUUGAUGGUGUAUCUGAUGUUUACAUCCUUGUGGCCGCUGUCCGCGCUCUGCUUCGUGUGGCUGGUGAAAGACUGGCAAACUCCAGAAAGAGGGGGCAGAAGAACAACAUUUGUGAGGAAGUGGAAGGUGUGGGAGCACUUCAAAGAGUAUUUUCCAAUUAAACUGGUGAAGACGGCGGACCUGAAUCCAAACAAAAACUACAUCUUCGGCAGUCAUCCGCAUGGUAUCAUGUGCGCUGGAGCCUUCGCCUGCUUCAGCACGGAGAGCUGCGGCUUCGCUGAGACAUUUCCUGGGCUGAAGUCCACACUGGCGAUACUGGCGGGCCUUUUCAGGAUACCACUCUUAAGAGAAUACCUAAUGGCUGCAGGCCUGUGUCCGGUCAGCAAACCGAGCCUCGCUCACCUCCUCUCCAAAAGCGGCAAGGGAAACGCGGUGGUGAUCGUGGUCGGGGGAGCGGCUGAGUCCUUAGCGUCCUCUCCUGGCAUCAACAGGGUGGUCAUGAAGCAGAGGAAAGGAUUCGUCAGGACGGCUCUCGAGUAUGGAGCAGAUCUGGUGCCCGUCUACACGUUCGGGGAGAACGAGCUCUUCCAGCAGGUGAUUUUGUCAGAGGGGAGCCUGGGCCGCAGGCUGCAGGACUUGUUUAAAAAAAUCAUGGGUUUUGCUCCGUGUCUAUUUGUCGGCGAGCGACUCGCUCUGUUGCCCUACAGGAGACCGGUCACCACCGUUGUGGGAAGUCCCAUCUCAGUGCCCAAGUGCGUCACGCCAACGCAGGAGGCGGUCGAUCGCUAUCACGGGCUCUACAUGGACGCCCUGACCAAGCUGUUUCACGAACACAAGGUCAGCUGUGGACUUUCCAAGAGCCACAAGCUGGAGAUCAUUUAGACUUUUUCCCUCCAGAAAACAUCUGUGAUGUUUUUUGAUUGCACCGCCUUGACGGGAUCAGGGCCGUGAACAUUUGGAGAAAAGCUGCAGAAGAUGAAGGAAAGGGAGGCUUUUUUUUUUUAAAGUAACAGUGGGGAGCUGCGAUCGGCUAUGUUUUUAAAAAGGUGCGACUGAUGUACAAACUUGGAAAGAGAAAGCGGGCGUGAUUAAUUUAACAUAUGCUUUAUGAAUACAUUGCUUUAAUAGAGGGAGUCAAGAAAAACGUUAUAAAACACUGCCCUCUAUGUGCAGCCUGCUGUUCUCAGGCGGAGAUCUGAAUCCUUACCGGUAGUUUAUCUAUUCAGAAAUAUAAAUUUCUGUGAGCGCUGGCAGGUCUAAACAAACAGCUGCCUUUAUUCACACAUAAAUCUACCUCACAGGCAAACUGAAGGGCCUUUGUGUGAACUCGGCUGGCAUUAGAGAUAAGCACAUUUGCAUUUUUUUUUAAUAUAUGUGAUUUGUGAUAAUCUUGAUUUUAUUGUCUUUUAGUGUUGGAAAUACCCUUGAACGUACAUUCUGCUGGAGUGACUUUUAACAUACUAAACUCACCAGAUUUAUCCCCUCGUAGCCUCUAUUCAGGGCAAAGAUCCUGUCAAUUACUUGUUUUUAUAGCUUCAAGAGGAGAUUCUUCGAAAGCAUGAUAAGAGUUUUCUCCUCUGAUAAAGCAGGGGGAACAGUUUCAAAAAGAAAAGUUGAUUAUAGAUCAUAUAAAUCUCUAUGAUUUAUAGCAUGUUUAUAACACACUAAUCCACAAGAAAUGUAUGAUUUCACGUUGUAGUCUAUGCCUUUAAAACUACGACUCGUGCUCAGGAUUACCGUUAAUCACAUCUCCACGUUACUCGAAACUGUUUGCCUGUUGUUCGCUUGGGAUGGUUUUAAAAAUCCCUUCCAAGUUUAAACUCCCUUUAUAAGCUCCAGUCAGCAAGGUGUUCUCAGAGCACCGCUCUUCCUGUAUUUGAUGUGAAUAAAACAUUUGCUAAGAGA